Aquila chrysaetos chrysaetos is the source of this 2104-nucleotide messenger RNA. RefSeq lists its product as uncharacterized. NCBI's taxonomy places the organism in Eukaryota, Metazoa, Chordata, Aves, Accipitriformes, Accipitridae. Bases 12 to 695 code for a protein of 227 amino acids. The transcript has 4 exons. The record is from RefSeq and is a predicted model, not a curated record.
UAUGUUUCAACAUGCAUUUUCAGCAGCACUUCUGCGUGCGUUGUGCCCCAGCUAGCAGCUGUGACCUGCUAGCAGGAGGCAGACUGGGGCGAGGGGGAGAAGUGGCACCUACGCCCCUGCGCUCUGCUUCUCUUCCUCCUCCUCCUCCUCCGCCGCCGCCGCCGCCGCUCCGCCGGUGGCAGCCGGGGAGGCUGGGGACCGACCACGGAGAUGUUCUGCGUGGAGCUCCUUGGGGAGCUGUACCAGCUGCUGUGUUGGCAGCCUUGGAGUUGCCUCUGGACAGAACAUCACAGAGUCAGACUGUACCGGCUAGGCCUGCGUGCCGAGCAGGGAAGGAAGGAGCCGCUUCUGCGGAGAUACUCCCUGCUCCCGGCUCCGUAGAGAGCCCGCUGGGGCAGGACUGCUUGAACAGCAAUGGCUACGGGGAGUCCUCGAGGAGCGGCAGAAUGCGUCUGCCUGGAAAUCUGCACGUGCCGUGGAUGAACCCAUUUCUUGGUCUUUGGAGGUCUUGGAAACCAAAUCACUUCAUGGAACUGGCCAGAAUUUUAAUGAUACCCACCCAGGAUAGGCACGUGCAGUUCCAGGUGUGCAGGAUCUCUGCCCGAAUCCCAGCACAGGAUCGCCCUGGGUGGACUUCAAAGGUGUCCUGGGAGCUUCUUGCAGGAGAAGGGAUUUGCUUCGAGCAUCCCUGGUGAGAAUUUGACUUCCCGUCUUGACGUGCACCGUCCCCGCUCCUUUUCUCCGUAGGAGCGGCUGCAUUUGUGUGGCACUGGAUGCAUGGUAUAUAAAGCAUUUAGGACGAAAAGUCUAUAGAAGUGUGAUACUAAUAAUAUUUUACAGCUUUAAUUACCAUGAUUGUAGUGCCUAGAGGCGUAUGCAAAAACAUUUUGAGUGGGAGGAGAGAAGGCAGCGCUGUGAACAUUUUUGUGGUUUUGCUGGGCAAUGUGCAAUUGAGUUUUCUCAUGGGAACCACGGCACGCCAGGGAAAAAAGCUGCCUCUACCUCCUCGUCUGCUCCGUCGGGAUACUGGAUCACACCCCAAAGUCGAGGAGACAACCACAGUCGCUCCCGUUUCAGGCAACGGCUGGGCUGACUGUGCCUCCCUCUGCUUUCAGAGGGGCUCCAGGUGCAGGUGCUGCCCAUUUCCGCAGGCAACAGGUAUUUUCCCUCCGGGAACAUCCCUUCCGGACGAUCAGCGGCAGUUUCGCCUGCGGGAUGAUUUCAGGAUUGGGCAAUUGCCGAUUUGUGGCGUGGAUUUGCCAGCAGCCCCAAGAGCAGCGUGCCCCUUUCUCGCUCAGGGUGUGCAACGCAGAGGGAGCCCUCGCUCCCGCCCGUGCCAUGCGUACGGGGGCAGGGGACGGACAGAGGGGACGGACAGAGGGGCCGGACAGAGGGGCCUUGUGUGGCUGGGCGAGCCCCCCAGCACCCGCCUUACCGCCUUCCAGCACCCUUCCCCGCGGGAGGCUGUGCGGCACCCCCGAUAGGCCUAAUGCAAAGUCACUAGCUCGAUGGUCACGACUAAUUGAAAAAUAGGAAAAUACCCCAGGCAGGGAGGCGAGUUCUUGGAGUUGAGGUGUUACAAAAUAAAAACCGAGAUGGAAUAAAGAUGCUUGCGUUUCCCUAGCUAUAGAAUGCAGUCCUGCGUCUUUAGAAAACUUUUUUAAAACUUUGUUCCUAGCUCAUGUAUUAAUUUUCAGACAUACUGAUGUAGUUUCUGGGACAGGGAUUUGCCAUAGGUUCGUUAUUGAGAUGCUACAAAGGCAGUAGCCUUCUAUUUGGAAAACCGAAAUUCAAUUUUAUCUGGCCUUGGUUACCAAAGAGACAGUCCGUGACACAGCUUCCUGGCGGGCCGGUCCCUGCUCAGACGAACACUCUCUGACAGCCAAGGUAUGGACUGAAAGGCAACGAAAACUGAAAGGAAACCCUGUGUGAUAGGUAUUCCCGGCUGUGGGAAGAGUUGGACGUUGCCUACAAGAUGAGCACUUCCCCCCCCCCCCCGAUUCAUCCUUUUUCUAUUGUUACCUGCACCAAACAUGAUUUACAUUAUUAAAAACUCAUACUUAAAUCAACUCCCCAUCAGUUAAAUAAAUACAUGUUAUCAUUG